Scomber scombrus (Atlantic mackerel) is the source of this 2794-nucleotide messenger RNA. RefSeq names its product tuftelin interacting protein 11 (gene tfip11). The record is from RefSeq and is a predicted model, not a curated record. Gene Ontology annotation, biological process: spliceosomal complex disassembly. NCBI's taxonomy places the organism in Eukaryota, Metazoa, Chordata, Actinopteri, Scombriformes, Scombridae. The coding region runs from base 123 to 2642 and encodes 839 amino acids. The transcript has 15 exons. Gene Ontology annotation, molecular function: nucleic acid binding. Gene Ontology annotation, cellular component: U2-type post-mRNA release spliceosomal complex.
GCAGUUCGUACGACGAAGACGCUAACGUUACCUAGCAAUAUCUAGCUAACCUUUAAUUACUGUCACAGGAGACAUUAUGCUUGAUUAAAUCUCUAAUUAGAGGAAUACAAACGCUUUCAGCGAUGUCCAUGUCACACUUGUAUGGGCGAAGAGGAGAGGAGGAAGAGGAAGGUGUAGAAAUUGAGAGCUUUGAGGUGACAGAAUGGGAUCUGGCCAAUGAGUUCAACCCAGACCGCCGCAGACACAGGCAGACCAAGGACCAAGCUACCUAUGGCAUCUGGGCUGACAGGGACUCAGAUGAGGACGAGAGGCCCAGCUUUGGAGGCAAGAGAUCUAAAGAUUACUCUGCUCCGGUGAGCUUUGUGAGUGCUGGCCUAAGAAAGAGUGCAGCUGAGGAGAAACAACAACAGCAACAGCCGCAGCAAAAAGGAGAAGGCGGCUCUGAUGACUCCGAUGAUGAUGCUCCUUCAGCCCCUCCACCUCCACGUGGAGGUGCACCCAAAAAACUCCAGAUGAGUAAUUUCCGUGGGAACCAGUCACAGAGGUUUGCAGGUGGCAUACAGUCUGGACAAGGCAUUGGAAACUGGGAGAAGCACACUAAGGGAAUUGGACAAAAACUGCUGCAAAAGAUGGGUUACCAACCAGGCAAAGGCCUGGGGAAGAAUGCUCAAGGUAUUAUAAACCCUAUUGAGGCAAAGAUUCGUAAAGGCAAGGGAGCAGUGGGAGCUUAUGGCAAUGAACGAACCAAGCAGAGUCUUCAGGACUUUCCUGUGGUCGACUCAGAAGAAGAGGAGGAAAAGGAGUUUCAGAAGGAGCUAGGUCAGUGGCGUAAGGAUCCUGCUGGCUCUGCAGGAAAGAAGAAACCCAAGUACUCUUACAGAACUGUAGACGAGCUGAAGGCUAAAGGCAAGCUGGCAGGGCGGAGUACACCAGCAUCUGCUGGAGAGUUGGCACAGGUCAAGGUAAUAGAUAUGACUGGAAGAGAGCAAAAGGUGUAUUACAGUUACAGUCAGAUGUCCAAUAAGCACAGUGUCCCAGACGAAGGUCCACCGAGCAUGGCCACACGUGAUCAGAAGGGAUCUGGCUUUGCUCUCCCUGAACUGGAACAUAAUCUGCAGCUACUGAUAGACCUCACAGAACAGGACAUAUUACAGUCUGCCAGACGCCUGCAGCACGAAAAAGAUGUAGUUGUGUCGCUGACACACGAGUCACGAGCACUGCAGAGCAGACUGGAGGUAGAGCAGGAUGCCAUUCAGAGAAUGGAGGCUGUGUUGGCAUUGGUGGAUCGGUUUCCAUCUGGGGAGACAGCACCAGGGGAGGGACCCACCCUGCAGGAGUGCGCCCGGAUCUUUGAGACUUUACAAACAGACUAUUAUGAAGAAUAUAAGAUGAUGGGAUUGGCAGACCUGGCCGUAGCUGUUAUUCAUCCGUUACUUAAAGAGAAAUUACGUUCCUGGGAUCCUCUGAAGGACAGCUCUUAUUGUCUGGAAGACAUCGGUCAGUGGAGAGCAAUCCUCGAAUCUAGAGACCUCCACUCCAGUGCCCAAGAUUCAAAUAUGGACCCUUACCACAGGGUGCUGUGGGAAGUGUUGAUCCCAGUCAUGCGGUCCUGUGUGUCAGGCUGGCAGCCUCGUAUUGUUGGGCCAAUGGUGGACUGUGUGGAAGUAUGGGCCCCUCUUCUCCCCCAGUGGAUCCUGGAUCAUCUACUGGAGCAGCUGGUUUUACCCCGUUUGCAGCGAGAGGUGGAUAACUGGAAUCCUUUAACAGACACAGUGCCCAUCCACUCCUGGAUCCACCCUUGGCUGCCUCUGCUCCAAUCACGUCUAGAGCCUCUUUACCCGCCCAUCAGGAGCAAACUGUCAAAUGCUUUGCAGCGCUGGCAUCCCAGCGACACCUCGGCACGCCUCAUUUUGCAGCCGUGGAAAGACGUUUUCACACUAGGAGCAUGGGAGGCCUUCAUGGUGAAAAACAUCAUCCCUAAACUAGCUUUGUGUCUGGAGGAGCUGGUUAUUAACCCUCACCAGCAGCAGAUGGAGCCCUUUCACUGGGUGAUGGACUGGGAGGGAAUGCUGUCUCCCUCCAGCCUUGUGUCCCUGCUGGACAAAAACUUCUUUACAAAGUGGUUGCAAGUCCUGUGUUCAUGGUUAAGCAACAGUCCUAACUAUGAGGAAAUCACUAAAUGGUACCUCGGUUGGAAAAGCAUGUUCAGUGAUGUCUUGUUGUCACAACCGCUCAUAAAAGAGAAGUUUAAUGAAGCAUUGGACAUCAUGAACCGUGCUGUGUCUUCAGGCAUGGGGGGAUAUAUGCAACCUGGUGCAAGGGAGAAUAUUGCAUAUCUCACACAGACAGAGAGACGAAAGGACUUCCAGUACGAGGCAAUGCAGGAGCGUAGGGAUGCUGAGAGUGUAGCUCAUAGGGGCAUCAGUGCUGGUGUGCCGACAAACUUCAAAGAUCUCAUCCAGACAAAGGCAGAGGAGAACAACAUCGUCUUUAUGCCCAUCGUGGCCAAACGGCAUGAGGGUAAACAGCUGUACACGUUUGGGCGUAUUGUCAUCUACAUAGACAGAGGAGUUGUGUUUGUGCAGGGAGAAAAGACUUGGGUACCCACGUCUCUGCAGAGUCUGAUAGACAUGGCCAAGUGAGUGUGAACUGGCUGAUUCCUUGUUCUGCCAAGUGUAAAAAAAAAAAAAGUACAGCAAAUGUUUCCGUUUAAAUGUACUGAAACUGUCAUAUUUUUGUGUACAUUUUAAAAAUGUCAGUGGAAUUGUGAAUAAAUCAUUUUUGAAUACCUGUG